GGAGCGGGACUAGUCCCACCGCAUCGGAGGGUCCCGCUGCUCCUCGCCAUGCUGCCGGCGCGCCUCCACCCAGGGCGGCUCCUGUCCGCCUCGCCGCUCCGCCUGCCCGCGCCGCGGGGAGCCGCCGCCGGGGAGCCCGCCCGGAUGCCGGGCACCACCCGCGCCGAGCAAGCUCACAGGGUGGUUGCAAGUUACAAGCCUUCGAAGUUUGACAAAAAAAUCCUCGUCUGGACUGGGCGUUUCAAGACAGAAGAAGAUAUUCCUCAGAGGAUCCCGCCAGAGAUGUUAGAUAAGGCAAGAAACAAAGCUCGAGUUAAAGCUUGUUACAUCAUGAUUGGACUCUCCAUCGUUGCCUGUUUUGCAGUGAUUGCCUCAGCUAAGAAGGCUGCUGCACGUCAUGAGUCCUUAACAAGCUGGAACUUGGCAAAGAAGGCCAAGUGGCGGAAGGAGGCUGCGCUAGCAGCGGAGGCAAAGACCAAGUAACUUCACACACAAUGCUGAAUGUCCUUGUGGGAGCAAAAUUAAUGGUUGCUGAGAGUGAUAAGCGAAUAUCCCCAGUAACCAGACAGUUGUAGCACUGUACAUCCAGGAGCCAAUAAAAGUACUUACAAGAUCACAA
Messenger RNA from Pezoporus flaviventris, 619 nucleotides. It is a transcript of the gene FAM162B, whose product is annotated as family with sequence similarity 162 member B. The record is from RefSeq and is a predicted model, not a curated record. Lineage: Eukaryota; Metazoa; Chordata; Aves; Psittaciformes; Psittacidae. The coding region runs from base 49 to 483 and encodes 144 amino acids. The transcript has 4 exons.